Amaranthus tricolor (Joseph's coat) is the source of this 945-nucleotide messenger RNA. RefSeq names its product ras-related protein RABA1f. Bases 183 to 836 code for a protein of 217 amino acids. NCBI's taxonomy places the organism in Eukaryota, Viridiplantae, Streptophyta, Magnoliopsida, Caryophyllales, Amaranthaceae. The transcript is spliced from 2 exons. Gene Ontology annotation, molecular function: GTPase activity; GTP binding. The record is from RefSeq and is a predicted model, not a curated record. Gene Ontology annotation, cellular component: endosome.
AAUAGCAAUGACAUCCCCUGGAAAGAAGGGCAAAACUAAUAUAGGAGAAGAGUAAAAGAUAUAGAAAGAGAAAAAAAAAAAAAAAAAAAAAAAGGAGUCAAAUAUAAUUCUCCUAAAUAGUAAAUACUACUCAAUUAUAAUAUUAGAAUAGAAGAUAAAGAAAAGAAGAAAAAAAAGAAAAAAUGGCAGCAUAUAGAGCUGAUGAUGAUUAUGAUUAUCUGUUUAAGGUAGUGUUGAUUGGAGAUUCGGGUGUUGGAAAAUCCAAUCUUCUUUCUCGUUUUACAAGAAAUGAAUUCAGUCUUGAAUCAAAAUCAACCAUUGGUGUUGAAUUCGCAACUCGUAGCAUUCGUGUUGAUGAUAAGAUUGUUAAGGCUCAAAUUUGGGACACUGCUGGUCAAGAAAGGUAUCGUGCUAUCACGAGUGCCUAUUAUCGAGGAGCUGUUGGUGCAUUGGUUGUGUACGAUAUUACUCGCCAUGUCACGUUCGAAAACGUGCAGCGAUGGCUGAAGGAACUUCGUGAUCAUACUGAUUCUAACAUUGUCAUUAUGCUUGUUGGAAACAAGGCUGAUUUGCGUCACUUGCGUGCUGUAUCGGUCGAAGAUGCUAAAGGUUUUGCUGAAAGGGAGAACACUUUUUUCAUGGAAACAUCUGCUCUUGAAUCAUUGAAUGUUGAGAGUGCUUUCACUGAAGUUCUAUCUCAAAUUUAUCAUGUUGUGAGCAGGAAAGCACUUGACAUUGGGGAUGAUCCAGCAGCAUUGCCUAAGGGACAAACUAUUAACAUUGGCUCUAAGGAUGAUGUUUCUGCAGUCAAGAAAUCGGGAUGUUGUUCUAAUUAAUUUCUUCUACUUAUAAGUUAUAGCACCCAUCCUUAAAACCCAGAAGGAAAAAAAAAAAAAAAAAGGAAAAAACUGAAAUACUAUUGAUAACACCCUGUUCAUAUUACUA